AAAGGCAUAGCAGUCUUGCUGCAAAGGGGAAAUAAAAACUGACAGCGUCCAUAAAAAUUAGGGGGAAAGGCAGAUUGUUUGUUACAGAUGUUUCUUGUGUCUUGGAGAUAAUUUUAUGUAAGUUUUCUUUUUAAAGAGAAGAGCUAGUUUUUCACAGAGCCGAUGGGCAGAAGGCAUGAAGAGAAUGGCCAGGCACUCAGAAGGCAAGUACGGCUUCUCUUUCUGUUGUCUUUCCCCUGCUGGGCUGCCUCAGAGCAAAUCCGGUAUUCCAUCCCCGAGGAGAUGGCAAAGGGUUCCAUUGUGGGGAACCUCGCCAAAGAUCUGGGGCUGAAUGUCAAGGAACUGGCAAAGCGAAAUCUGCAUGUUGUCUCUGUGGCUAAAUUGCAGUAUUUCAGUAUCAACCCAGAGAAUGGAAAUCUUUGGGUGAAUGAUAGGAUAGAUAGGGAGGAAGUAUGUGGCACAAUUCCCCUUUGCCUCCUUAAUUUUGAGGUGGUGGUUGAAAAUCCUUUAAAUGUUUUCCAUGUAAACAUAGUGAUAGAGGAUAUUAAUGACAACACACCACAUUUCCUCAACAAUGUAAUCAAUUUGGAGAUAAUAGAAUCAACGCUAGCAGGAACCCGAUUUAUCCUUGGGAAAGCUGAAGAUCCUGACGUAGGGAUGAAUUCCGUUCAGAAUUAUUACCUUAGCACCAAUCCAUACUUCACUUUGGAUAUUAAAGAGAGUCAGGAUGGAAAUAAAUUUGCAGAUUUAGUGCUGCAGAAACCCCUUGAUCGAGAAAGUGAACACACCAUUCAUGUGAUACUUACUGCCCUGGAUGGGGGUGAACCCAGAAAAACUGGAACUGCCCAGAUAUGGAUUAAUGUCACUGAUGCUAAUGACAACCUGCCCAUUUUUACGCAAGACAUCUAUACAGUGAGUUUACAAGAAAAUGUGCCAGUAGGGUCCACUAUAGUCCAGCUUACAGCUUUUGAUAAUGAUGAAGGUUUGUAUGCCCAAAUCAGGUACCAUUUUAGCAAUGUACCAGUAAAUGCAAAUAAGAAAUUCAGUCUGGAUCCAAAGAGUGGCAUCAUCAUGCUUAUUGGGGAUUUGGAUUUUGAGGAGAACAAAAAAUAUACCAUGACAGUAGCAGCAAAAGAUGGAGGGGGAUCACUGACACACUGCAAAGUUGAAAUAAAUAUUAUUGAUGAGAAUGACAAUGCCCCAGAAAUAACAUUAGCAUCUCUGUUCAGCCCAGUUCCUGAAGAUGCUCUGUCUGGAACAAUGAUUGCUCUAAUAAAUGUCAUUGACAAAGACAGUGGUGAAAAUGGAAAAGUUACUUGCUAUCUUGAAAAUGAUUUGCCAUUCACAAUUUUCCCGUCGUCUAAUAAUUACUACAAGCUUCUAACAGACAGCCUCCUGGACAGAGAAAGGACUCCUGAGUAUAAUAUUACAAUCACAGCCACUGAUAAGGGGACCCCACCUCUUUCUACACAAAAAGUAAUUCCACUCCAGAUCUCCGAUAUCAAUGACAAUGCCCCUGCUUUUGAGAAAUCCACCUACAACAUUUAUGUGCCAGAAAACAAUCCCUCCGGUGCCUCCAUUUUCACAAUCAAAGCCACAGAUCCAGACAUGGGCCAGAAUGCACGGAUCACAUACUCCAUCCUCCACAGCAACAUUGAAGAGCUUCCCAUCUCUUCAUACAUCUCCAUUAAUUCAGAGACUGGCGCAAUCUAUGCCCAGCGAUCCUUUGACUAUGAGCAGUUCAGGGAAUUUCAGCUGCGAGUGAAAGCCCAAGAUGGGGGUUCUCCCCCUCUCAGCAGCAAUGCCACCAUCAGGGUCUUUAUUCUGGAUCGCAAUGACAACAGACCUCAAAUCCUGUCCCCUUCCCAAGAAGGCAGGGGCUCAGCCUCAUUUGAGAUGGUCCCUCGCUCAGCCGAGGGAGAUUAUCUAGUGACAAAGGUGGUGGCUGUGGAUGCCGAUUCUGGACACAACGCCUGGCUCUCGUACCAUCUUGUUCAAGCCACUGAGCCAGGCCUCUUCUCUGUCGGCUCUCAUACUGGUGAGAUCAGGACAACCAGGGCCUUUUUGGAGAGAGAUGCUGUGAAGCAGAGGCUGGUUGUGAUGGUGAAGGACAAUGGGCAGCCAUCUCUCUCCGCCACUGUUACUCUGAACCUGGUGUUUGCUGAGAACUUCCAGGAGGCCCUUCCUGAAAUGAAGAACCAGCCAAGCAUCUCUGAGUCUCAGUCUGAUCUCCAGUUCUAUCUGGUGCUGGCCUUAGCCUUGAUCUCCUUCUUAUUCCUCUUGACAGUCAUUCUGGCUAUUACGAUGAAGAUUCGGCGCUCAGGGCAUCCCAAAUUCCUGCAGUGCUUUGGCCCCGUUCCCCACUCCAAGGGUGGUGCCAUGUUUCCACCUAAUUUUGAAGAUGGGACCUUGCCUUAUUCCUACCAGCUUUGCCUUUCCUCAGAAUCCAGGAAGAACGAGUUUACUUUUUUGACUCCUCAUGUUCAGAUUUCUGACACUUUGGCCCCAGAAAGCACUCCAGAGUACAGUAUCACAAUCAUAGCAACAGACAAAGGAACACCCUCUCUCUCAACCGAGAAGACCAUCUCUUUACAGAUCUCAGAUAUCAAUGACAACAGUCCUGCCUUUGAGAAGCCUCUGUAUACUGUCUAUGUGCCAGAGAACAAUCCCUCAGGUUCCUCCAUUUUCAGGAUGAAAGCCUCAGACCCGGAUCUCAACCGCAAUGCUCAAAUCACUUACUCCAUUCUGCAUAGCAGCAUUGAGGAACUUCCUCUCUCCUCUUACCUCUCCAUUAAUUCUGAAUCAGGCAUCAUCUAUGCUCAGCGCUCCUUUGACUAUGAGCAACUGAGGGAGUUUCAGGUGGAGGUGAGGGCCCAAGAUGGAGGCUCCCCACCCCUCAGCAGCACUGCCAGAGUGAAAGUGUUUAUCUUGGACCAGAAUGACAAAAGCCCUCAGAUUCUUUACCCAUCUCCAGGAGUGGAAGGCUCGGGCUUGUUUGAGAUGGUGCCUCGCUCAGCAGAGGAAGGCUAUCUUGUGACCAAAGUGGUGGCGGUGGAUGCUGACUCUGGACACAACGCUUGGUUGUCUUAUCAUCUUCUCCAGGCCACAGAGCCUGGGCUCUUCACCAUUGGGCCCCAUAAUGGUGAGAUCAGGACAUCACGGUUGUAUUCAGAAAGGGAUGCUGUGAAGCAGAGGCUGGUGAUCUUAGUCAAGGAUAAUGGUCAGCCACCCUUGUCUAGUACUGUGAGUCUGAACUUGGUGUUUGCCGAAAGUUUCCAAGAAGCAAUACCUGAAAUCAGUAGCCAAUCCAAUGAUCCAGAGUACCAGUCUGAUCUCCAGUUCUAUUUGGUGCUGGCCUUGGCUAUGAUUUCAUUUUUAUUCCUCUUGACGGUGAUACUAGUCAUUAUGAUGAAGCUUCGAAGAUCAGGGAGUCCUAAAUUCCUGCAGUGCUUUGGUCCUAUUCCCCAUUCUAAUAAUACUGUCAUAUUUCCACCAAACUAUGAAGAAGGGACACUGCCAUAUUCCUAUCAGCUCUGUUUAUCAUCUGAAUCUAGGAUACAAGAAUUUGCCUUUCCAGCUCACAGUAUUCAAACUGCAGAGAAUAAGGUGUCUAAUCAUAAAUCCGAUGUGCUUCUGACAGCCAAUGGAGGUAGUAUGCUAAAUACUGAGGUGGAUGAAGCUGAUGCAGGACAUUCUGAGAAGCCCCAUGGAUGCAAAGUUGAUGCCAGCCCAGAUGUGCGGGUAGAGAACAUGUUUUGUGCAGAGGGACAAAAAUAUGCCAAAGCCCAAGCAUAUGGACCAGCAGUAACUUAG
Molecule: messenger RNA, 3813 nt
Organism: Pogona vitticeps (central bearded dragon)
Lineage: Eukaryota; Metazoa; Chordata; Lepidosauria; Squamata; Agamidae
Source: RefSeq, a predicted model, not a curated record